Molecule: messenger RNA, 2349 nt
Organism: Perca flavescens (yellow perch)
Lineage: Eukaryota; Metazoa; Chordata; Actinopteri; Perciformes; Percidae
Exons: 3
Coding region: 1021-1749 (242 amino acids)
Source: RefSeq, a predicted model, not a curated record
UGACAUCACAGCACAUGUCUGACAUGGAGGAAAUUUUGAAUUUCUUCACCCACUUGGAGAAAAAAACUCAAGAUGCCGCGGAAGUCAACGGCAGAAAGGUCUCAGUCCUAUAGGGACAGACUAAAAGAGGACCCUGUCAAAUAUGAAGAGCGAUUGAAGAGAGACAGGGAGAGAUACAUGAGGAAAAAAGAAAGAGGGGUUGUAAAGCCAAUUGCAGAUUUGUCAAAGCGAGAACAACGCAAAAGAAGGAGACAAUAGAGAACCAAUCAAAGAAAUUAUCGGGAGAAAAUGAACAAAGCUCUUAAGGUACAGGCCUACCUUUCUACCACUACACCACCAAACUCUCCAGAUUCUGUGCAGCUAGAACAUGAUGUUGAUCCACCUUCCACACCACCCUCACCAACCUCACCAUCACCCUCUGCUCAACGUUUAAGUCAAAAACAAAGGGGAAGGAAAAAGGUUCUAAGAAACCGUUCAAAAGUUUAUGCAGCAUUGCAUGAAAGCCAUGUUAAGCUUGGGAAGGCUCUGCAGAAGGCAGAGAGGUACCGUAAACGGUAUGACCGAUUAAUGAAGAAAGUGAAGCAGGCUGACUCCCCAAACUCCAAGUCAAAAAAGCAGAUGGCAACACCACCACACACUCUAAGAAGAACUUUUUCCAUAAUGCUCUUCUUGCCUAGCUGAGAGACAGAUAUGAAAAUCUGUCCCCCGAGAGAGAAAAACAACUUAUUUCGAAGAUAAUGGCAGGAAAGAUCCUCAAGAUGUAUCGCUUACUGAAAAUGGCUAGAACAGAAUUUGGCUUCACCUUUGGCCUACACCUGGAAGGAUGUAAAGUUCUUAUGCUCAAUCAGCUCUUCUUUUCGCCACGAUCCCUCAGCAAUAUGGGCACAUCUAACCCACGUGCUAACUUACUUGAGAGAACAACAUCCCACUGCCACCACACUUCAUGUGGUCAGUGAUGGACCAACGACGCAAUACCGCUCAAAAAAAAACUUUUCCCUCCUCACCAAUGUUCCUUACCAAAUGGGUUGGAAAAGGGUGACCUGGAAUUUCUUAGAGGCUGGCCACGGCAAAGGCCCAGCUGAUGGGAUUGGAGCGGCGGUGAAGAGAAGAGCGGAUGAUCUUAUUGCAAGAGGGAAGGACAUUCCAGAUGCACGAGUACUGCUUGAGGAGCUUAAGCAGCAAAAGUCUGCCACAGAGCUGUUCUAUAUUGAGCCAGAUGCCGUUGAGGCAAUGGAUGUUCACGUUCCAUCUGAAUUACAGACAAUUCGUGGCACGAUGAAAAUUCAUCAGAUCACCUCUCAUUCUCCAAGCCAGAUGUCAUGGAGGAUUCUUAGUUGUUUUUGCUCUGCACCCAACGAUUGCAACUGUUUCACACCAGAAACGGUCAGGUUUCAGCCAUGGGAUGAAGCUACCCCCACAACCAGUACACUUCCUGUCACAUCCCAAGAUGGAGGUCUGCAACCAAUUUUGGACUUGCAUGAUGGUCUUAUCGGUCAGUGGUGUGCAGUGGUGUAUGAUGGAGAUGUGUACCCAGGUAUUAUUCAGAAUGUUGAGUUAUACAGUGGUGCUCAAGUGAAAACAAUGACCGGUAUUGGGAUCAAUCGCUUUUAUUGGCCACUGAGAGAUGAUGUCAUCUGGUACCAACCGAUGGAUAUAAUAGGCCUCAUCCCUGAGCCCGUACCAGUGACAAAACGGCACAAGGAGAUUAAGACGGAAGUUUGGAAAGAAAUCUGCAAGAUUUGGCCUUGAAUCACAUUGCCACCCUCUCUCUCUCUCUCUCUCUCACACACACUACCUCACUUUCAUGCACAUUAUCUCUCACACACAUACCGUCUGGUCACCAUAAUUGCCCUCUGGUCAAACCUACAUGCUUACUUCUCUCUCAAUCUCUCUCUCUCUCUCUCAUGCACGCACAGCCCUUGAUGCUUUACAGUUCAUGUUAUAUAAUAAUUGAUAUAUAGUUUAAGGUGUCUUUUAAAUGUUUUCUUCAGAACAGUGUUCAUCUAAGAGACUGAUUAGAAUUUUACAACACCAAACUCACUCACACACAGCGUGUGCAUGCUCUAGAUGCUUUAUAGUUCAUGUUACAAUGCAUUGACAUGACUAAAGUUUAGGUGUUUUAAGUAUUCCAAAAUUCAAAACAGUGUUCAUCUAACCAAUUGGAAUGUUACAAUUUUACAAUUUGCAUUUAUGCGGAACUUAAAUUUUUUCAUGUGAUGUGGUUAAAGUUGUUUACAGUAAGACUAACCGUUCAUCUGGUUAUGGAACCAAACAGACUAAUGACUAAUGAUUUGUUAAAUGGAAUUGUCUGCUUCAGAACGUUUCAAAUAAAUGUCUUCUGGUUUUCUA